Cucumis melo (muskmelon) is the source of this 705-nucleotide messenger RNA. RefSeq lists its product as uncharacterized. The record is from RefSeq and is a predicted model, not a curated record. NCBI's taxonomy places the organism in Eukaryota, Viridiplantae, Streptophyta, Magnoliopsida, Cucurbitales, Cucurbitaceae. Bases 138 to 332 code for a protein of 64 amino acids. The transcript has a single exon.
UUCUUCUUCUUCUAUAAAUGGAACCCCAAGAAGAGCCUCUUCGCUGCUACCCAAUAAAUCAAAACACAUUACUCCUAAACCAAAACCAAACCCAUUAUUCAAUCUCUUCCUUCAUUUUUUAAUCGCUCUUUACUUCAAUGGCCAAUCAGCUGGGGAAUUUAGUGGAAUCUAUUAAAUCCAAGGUGAAAGCAUUGAAGAAAUCCAAGAAGCCAUAUAUCAAGAUGGACAAAAGCUCCAGCGUUAAAGUUGAGAUCCGUAGCCGAAAAGCUCGUUUGUUGAUCGAUAAAACCCUGAAAGUCGCGGAUCGUCCUGGCAAACGUACAAUUUCUUAGCCCAAACUCACUCACUCAUUCAGGUCUUUUCUUUUCUUUUCAUCAUCACUUCCUAUUUUUGUUCUCUCUCUUAUCUCAUCUUCGCCUUCUCAAAUCAAUUGUGUCCAAUCUUAGUUUUCCUUUCUCCCUUCAUCAUUAUGUACCUUCCGAUUCUGUGUGAUACUCAGAUCAGAUCGGUUUAAAUAUUAUUUUAGUCUACUUUUAGUUUUGGGACAGUGUACUCUCAAUCAAUCGGGUUCGUUUUGGUUCUUGUAAUUAGUAUUCCUUUAAAAAAUAGUAUUUAAACCAUCUCGAUAUGGAACCGUUUCGGAAACUUUGUAAUUAAUUAUGAAUCACACAGUAUGAAGUAUUACCAAUUUGGUCUUGGGUGUUC